Sporothrix schenckii 1099-18 is the source of this 438-nucleotide messenger RNA. RefSeq lists its product as uncharacterized. Gene Ontology annotation, molecular function: structural constituent of ribosome. Gene Ontology annotation, biological process: translation. Bases 1 to 438 code for a protein of 145 amino acids. The record is from RefSeq and is a predicted model, not a curated record. The transcript is spliced from 3 exons. Lineage: Eukaryota; Fungi; Ascomycota; Sordariomycetes; Ophiostomatales; Ophiostomataceae. Gene Ontology annotation, cellular component: ribosome.
AUGGAGAUGGACGGAGGAGAAGACAACGCUGGGAAGACAUCUAUAUAUCCCAAAGUACUACUUCAAAGUCAGCGCAACUGGACCAGCGGCGACGACUGGCACGACGACUUCUUAUCCGCAGCAUAUCUCAAUCCAAGCGUCGACCGUGGCGAUAGUGGCUCGGGCAACUUCAGCCAAGGCAACAGCUUGCUAACUCUAACUCUUUACAGAUACGGUGCUUCUCUGCGCAAGCAGAUCAAGAAGGCCGAAAUCACCCAGCACGCCAAGUACACCUGCACAUUCUGCGCCAAGAACACCGUCAAGCGCACCAACGUCGGUAUCUGGCAGUGCAAGGCCUGCAAGAAGACCAUUGCUGGCGGUGCCUACCUUGUCUCGACCCCCGCUGCUGCUGCCACCCGGUCGACCCUCCGGAGAUUGCGCGAGAUCGCCGAGGUAUAG